GACGUACUACGCAGGGACCGGUACCGCCAGGUGAUGGCGCGAGAGGCAGAGAUCCUUCACCUCAAGCAGACGGCUGGACUCACCUCGCCGGAGGACAACGAGGAUGGUCAAGGCCAAGGCCAAGGCCAGGGCCAGGGUCAAGGUGAAGGUCAACCCAAGAGCCAAGUUGUGCGCGUCCGGCGCGUGGGCGUGUUCGGCCAGAACCCGACAGCAGCAGCCGUUAAUUUCGUGACGUCAGAGAACUCGGACCCACAACAUCACCACCCCGGCCACACCCCCGGCCACGCCCACGGCCCCUCCCCUGUGACCUCUGACCCCGUGUACGCGGGGCGGGUGAGGGCGAUCGACGUGCAGCUGCCCAACGCUGAUGAGAACAUCGUAGAUAACGAUGAGGAGGAAGAGAACAGACGACGCCGCGGCGAGACGCACGGGCAGAGACUCCUCAAACAUUUCGACUUGGACUCGGAACCGGACAGCGAUGUUGUCGUCGCCGCCACUUCCGGUCCUUUCGGGCGCAACAACUUCCGGCAGCAGAACCAAAAUAAUAUGUCCAGGAGAGGCCGGCGGAAGAACAGCGUGGGGACACCGGGGACACCUGGCACACCCGGUCAGCAAGUUCCUGGCAAACCGUUAGGACUACUGGAGAACCUGAUGGACAACAUGAAGCUGGAGAAAUACCCGGACCACUGGUACACGCAGGUUCUUGAGGCUUCUGACAUCAGCUAUAGGCGGCGGGUCGGGAGCGCACGCUCUCUCAGCUCUCCGCGAAGCACGCCGAUGUUCACUCGUACGUCACACACUCGCGCGGGGCGGCCUCAGACGAGUAUAGGAUCCGGCUCCGCGGAGCGUUCAGCGUCUGCUGGAACAUCUGGACGGGCGGGGGAGAAGGUGUCCAUCGUUCCACCGCCCCCCGUGACCUUCAGCACGGUGGUGUGUCAAGGUCACCCGACCUCUAAGACCCGGCGCCAGCUGCUUGAGAUUGUGAACAGGGAGCACGCGGAGGAGGAAGAUCUCUACUCCCGGAGCUCUGUGGCCAGAUGUCUGCGGCUCAACAGAGAGAGGACCAGGGUGCUGCAGGAGAAGGUCAACGACUUUGUCAAGUCUCUGGAGGAUUUGGAGAAGGCCAGAAAAAGGGGGAAGGGGAUCUUGGAUCAGUUGUC
Molecule: messenger RNA, 1160 nt
Organism: Aplysia californica (California sea hare)
Lineage: Eukaryota; Metazoa; Mollusca; Gastropoda; Aplysiida; Aplysiidae
Source: RefSeq, a predicted model, not a curated record